Messenger RNA from Brettanomyces bruxellensis, 1731 nucleotides. RefSeq lists its product as uncharacterized. The record is from RefSeq and is a predicted model, not a curated record. NCBI's taxonomy places the organism in Eukaryota, Fungi, Ascomycota, Pichiomycetes, Pichiales, Pichiaceae. Bases 1 to 1731 code for a protein of 576 amino acids. The transcript has a single exon.
AUGAGCGAGCCAAUUAGAGAUGGAGAACCUCAAAAGCAGCGGAAGGAAUAUACUCUUCCGGGAAUAAUGCAAUAUCUCCAGUCACAAUUCACGCUAGCAGAACGGAAUCGAAUGCAAAGUGACUUGGAAAGAUCAUCUUUGAAACUUAAAAUCGUCGAGCUAGAAAGUGAGCGGAAUGCCCUUAAACUCAAAAAUGAAAAAUUGAAUCUUCAGGUAGAAAAAUUGCAAGAGAAGCUCUCGAAGUAUGAGAGCAAUGGAAACAGUGAACUAUCUCGAAGUUCAAGUGGAAAGCUUCUUAGAAGUAUAUCUAUUGGAAGGAAGCAUGAAAAAGAAAACACCGAGAAAAAGGAUGAUCUGAAUGAUCUUGCAGAAAUAAACACGAUUGAUUUGAAGAAGCUCCUAGAAGCACGGAAAUUCUUGAAGUCCGCUACAAGCGAAAUAAUGUAUCUUUUAAAAUCACCAAAUGUGGUGAUGGAGGACCCACUUCAACUAGAUAAGAGGUCAUUUUUUAAUAAUGCAAAUCCAAAUAUUGAAAUUGGAUCUCCCACAACAAAUGGCGAUUCUUUACUUAAUUCCCCGCAAAAUGAAGAUUAUUUAGAUAUGGAAAUUCCCCUGGAUAGAUCUUCUCUGCGAACUAAAAAUCACGCACAGUUUAAAGAUGAGGCACCGACAUCAGACACAGAAACAAAUACUAUUAUAGGAGAAGAAAUAGGUAAUUCCGGAAAAGUUCAUACCAUAAAGCCAUUUAAAGUAAUGAAAAGAGACAAGAAUGAUGCCACUUUAAACCUGGCUCAUGGAAAGAAGUUAGGUAUGUCAGUAACUCCGAAUUACGGUAAAUUGAUAAGAGGAAAACUUUAUUGUUUUGAUAAAAAUGCCAAUAAAGUUCAGUGCUACGUUGACAUUGAAAAUCAGCCAGAGAAUUGUGUUGUUGAUCGGAUUUACUCAUGUCCCGAAGAUUUUGUUGACCUUGUUGACGUUGAUGCAAAUUCAGAUUAUUUAGUGGUGGCAGGCAAAGCAGAAGUGUUGGUGUUUUUGAUUAAUUCAUCUAAGAAGGAUUCCAAGCCAAUUUUUACUUUCAAAGGUGUGAGCGACAAUUUAAAGAGCAUUGAUAUUAAUGAAACUGAUGAUGUUCUUCUUGCGUUUAACAACACUGUCCAAAUUUUAAAAAUAUCAAAACAGAACACUUCAUUUACAUCAGUGCACUCUUCUAAUUACAAAAAUAAGGGUGAACUUCUUUGUGCCCGUUUUACUGCAUUUGGAAAGCAGCUUGGAUUUGCUGUUUUGACCAGUGCAGCACUUGCCCUCGAAUCGAUUGAUUCGGUAGAUGCAGUGAAGGAAAACGAUUCUUUAUCAUGGAAAUCCCAAACCAUAAACCUUUCAAGCUUUGAUCACUACAUGCUAACAUCUAAAAAUUUAGCCAUCAAUUUGGAGCAGGGUCUUUUCAUGAUCGAGUUCACUAAUCUUACUGCUUUCAAUCACGUUCCAUUAUUGACUCCGUUGGAUCAGGAUGGCUACCUUGGAUGUGCUGAUGAUAAUGGAUCUUUAUUCUACUCUCAUGGUUCGCCAAACGUUUUGGAAGUUUUCCAAGUAAUUUCGACUGGUGACAUUCUCAGCUUGAAGACUAUAACACUUAGGGAUGCCGGUUUGCUUUGGUGCACAAUUGGAAGUGAUGGAAAUGGUCUAGUUAUUUGCAUCGCAGAUAAGAAUGGAGUUUCUAUUGAUGCGUUGUAG